CCUGUCCUCAAGACAACGAUCAGUGUUCGAUCAGACCAGCAAUGUGCCUCACAUUCCCCCUCUCCUUCCUCUCUCUCGCAGGGUACUCCAAGCCAUGGAGCUGCUGGGAUCUCGAGGCUUCCAUCGAGCCCUCGUUCCCAACAUGUGUCCGUGCGACCACGACCAAACCACCGCCAUGCCCAUGCCUGCACUGCUGCAGUCGCGCCUGGGAGGAGGAGAGGGGGGAACAGCAGGGGAGGAGUACCGAGUGCUGUCUCAGAUGGACAUUGCUGCCUUCAUGCUCAAACACGAGGGGCUGCUGGGCUUGGCACUGGCUAAGAGCAUCGAUGACAUCGGGCUGGUCUGGCCGUCUGUGGUCUCCGUGACUCCAUCCACUCCUCUUUUAGACGCCUUCAACAUGUUCCGAAUCAGAGGGAUAAGCGCAGUAGCAGUGGUGCAGCCUAAGCCAGCUCCGCCAGCAGUCGUGGUGGAAGAGGGGGGUGGGGACUCAAAGGACGAGGAGGGGGGGACUGAGAAGACGAAGGAAGCUUCUGUUGUGCUUCCCCAGUGGCCCAUGGGGGGAUGCGGCAGUGUGCUGACAGGCACUCUGUCAGCAUCGGACGUCAAGCAGCGCCUCUUCUCUGCGUCAUGUGCUUUCCCUGCUAGUCAACCACCGAUGCCUCUUCUCUGCGCCAUGUGCUCUCCCUGCUAG
This is a messenger RNA of Closterium sp. Naga37s-1, 691 nucleotides long. NCBI's taxonomy places the organism in Eukaryota, Viridiplantae, Streptophyta, Zygnematophyceae, Desmidiales, Closteriaceae. The record is from the annotation of a GenBank genome assembly.